Coregonus clupeaformis (lake whitefish) is the source of this 4870-nucleotide messenger RNA. RefSeq names its product neural cell adhesion molecule L1-like protein. Gene Ontology annotation, molecular function: protein binding. The record is from RefSeq and is a predicted model, not a curated record. The transcript has 31 exons. Lineage: Eukaryota; Metazoa; Chordata; Actinopteri; Salmoniformes; Salmonidae. The coding region runs from base 350 to 4264 and encodes 1304 amino acids. Gene Ontology annotation, biological process: cell-cell adhesion.
UGAAUCUCCCGUAGCUCCUUUAGCCGCUUGAGUGGAAGGGCGGGUGAGAGGCAUUCACUGGGCGAAAAAUAAGCAACGUGAAGGGUGAGCUGGAAUGCUCACUGUCUGUUCCUGUCCGGUGUGCCUGAACUUGCACAGCACAUAUUUCUGAGGCUUUUAAAUGGACUUUCAGUGCAGCUGAUUUGCUCACAGCCUAUAGGCAUCCACAGUUGAAAAAUGACACAAAUGCCAGUCCUCUCCCUCCUCCAAGUGUUGACAGAUAUCAGCUGAUCUUGUGGGCCAAAGCCGUGGUGCUGUCAGUAGUGUCGCCUGCUCUCCUGGACAGUCUCUGCUCAACAGCGGUGGGGCGAUGAGGUCGCUGUGGAGCUUGGGCCUUGCUUUCCUCUUGGCCUUGACCUCCAGGGCCAGAGGCCUCGAUAUCCCCCUGGAAGUGGAGCAGCUACCGACCAUAACAGUGCAGACCCCUGGCCCUGUCAUUGCCUUCCCCUUUGAAGACAGUUUUUCCAUGAGAUGUGAAGCCAAAGGCAACCCACAACCAGUAUACAGAUGGACAAAAGAUGGCCAGGCCAUAGAACCCCUCUUUGACUUGGGGGUCAAAAAAGAGAGAAACAAUGGGAGUUUUGUGAUUCAUAGCGGGCACCUUGCGCAGUUCCAGGGGAAGUAUCAGUGCUACGCUUCAAACAAUCUGGGAACAGCAGUAUCGGAGGAAAUUGAACUCAUUGUACCAAGUACCCCAAAGUUCCCCAAAGAGAAGAUUGCCCCAAUCGUUGUUAAAGAGGGCCAGCCUGUGAUUCUGGAAUGCAACCCACCACAGGGGAUCCCUCCUCGACAGAUCUACUGGAUGACUAUUGGUCUCCAACAUAUUGAACAGGAUGAGAGGGUGUCCAUGGGCCAAGACGGCAACCUCUACUUCUCCAAUGCCCUGGAGAAGGAUAGCCGGAGAGACUACUGCUGCUUCGCCGCAUUCUCCGCCAUACGCACCAUCGUCCAGAAGACAGCCAUGUCGGUGGUCGUCAAGAGCUUAAAACCUGCUGGUGAGCUGGAUGACAGUGACAGCAGUGUGGACGGCUAUGCCAUUCCAGAGAGAAAGCCGAGCCUUCUGGUACCCUCUGGUGGUCAGUCAGAGGUUUGGCUGGUGAAAGGAGAGGAGCUGGUGCUAGAGUGUAUAGCAGAGGGAUUUCCAACUCCUGUGAUCGAAUGGAAAUUAUUUGGAGAGAAGCUGCCGAAACGGGCAAAUAUAAAAAACUACGGGAAAUGUUUAACCAUAAAUAACAUUGAAGAGGAGGAUGAUGGGAAGUACAUGUGUACGGCGAGGAACUCUGUCGGACAAACGGUCCACUACUUCAGCGUCAUGGUGGAGGAGCCACCAAGAUGGCAGCCGGAGCCACCCAAGGGCCAGUUGGCUGUUGUUGGCUCUGACGUGCACAUCAAGUGCUCUGCCUCGGGAAAGCCAUGGCCGGUUAUCUCAUGGAGGAGGAAUGGACAGCCUCUGGACGAUGGCCCGUCAUCGAACAGACAAGUGCUUGAUGACACCAUAGUGUUGCACAGGGCCAGGCCUGAGGACAGUGCCGUCUACCAGUGUGAAGUCUCCAACAGACAUGGCACCAUCCUGGCUAAUAUUAACAUCAUGAUCAUAAAUCUCCCACCUCGGAUGCUGACUAAGGAUUACCAGCGAUAUUCAGUAGUGCAAGGGAGGGACAUCCUCAUGGACUGCAAAGUAUUCAGCUCCCCUCCAUCCACUGUUUCCUGGAACAAGGAUGAAACUACGGAAUCUGUUGAGGGGGAACAAUUCUCAGUUUUUAAGAAUGGAUCACUGCAGAUCAACCAGGCAGGGAAAGAAGACAGUGGGGAAUACAUGUGUUUCGCCACCAAUUCGGAGGGAAAAUCAGCCAUCACAGCCUUGCUAGACGUCAAAGAUCCCACCCAAAUCGUGGAGCCGCCGCAGAACCUGCUGAUAUUAAGUGGCACCACAGCCCAGCUUACAUGCCAAGCAGAGUAUGACAUAUCUCUUAGGAAGGAGUUUCAAAUAGUCUGGAGCAAGGAUGGGGAACAGAUACCCCCAUUCACAGAACAGUCCAGAUAUUUUCUGGAUAAUGGAAUGCUACACAUUAUCAAUGUAAACCAAAGCGACAAGGGAACAUACACAUGUAUCGCCAGAACCAAUCUAGACCAGGACACCGCCUCUGCACUUGUCACAGUACUGGAUGUCCCUGAUGCGCCAGAGGAUGUGGAGCUGUCUGAACAAAAGAGCUGGAGUGUCCGGUUGGCCUGGGUACCCGGUGACGACCACAACAGCUCUGCCACUGAGUUCAUAGUGGAGUACGAGGAGAGCCAGUGGGAUCCUGGGACCUGGCGAGAACUCAAGCGAGUCCCUGGCAACCAGGCCACAGCGGUGUUGACAUUACACGGCCACCUGAACUACCAGUUUAGAGUGUAUGCAGUUAACGCCAUUGGGACAGGGCCCCCAAGCAAGCCCACAGACCGAUACAAAACCCCUUCUGCAGCUCCUUAUAAAAACCCAGAAAACAUCAAAAUUCAGGGUCAUCUGCCCCAUCAAAUGGAUAUCAGUUGGGAGCCACUAUUGCCUGUGGAGCACAAUGGUCCAGGCCUGGAGUACAAGGUGAGCUACAGGAAACUGGGCGUAGAAGAUGUCUGGAAAGAGCAUCUUGUCAAAAGACACGCCUUUGUCAUCAAGAACACCCCCACAUUCGUCCCCUACGAGAUCAAGAUCCAGAGUCGCAACAGCCACGGCUGGGGCCCGGAACCCAAAGUAGUGACAGGGUACUCCGGGGAAGACCUCCCUACAGCUGCCCCGCGGGACGUGGCAGUGGAGGUGUUGAACACCACCCUUCUCAGAGUCAGUUGGACCAGGGUUGCCCAGGCAACAGUGCGGGGUCAUCUGGGGGGCUACAAUGUGCACUGGCUGAGGAAACGGAGUCUCCUACAUUCCAACAGAAUUCCUGAGGAGAGACAUUUCCUGACGUUCCCGGGGAACAGGAGCCAUGCCAUGGUCACUGGCCUCAGACCCUUCUCGGAGUACAGACUGACCGUCAACGUCUUCAACAAGCGGGGCAACGGCCCCAAUAGUGACCCUGUCACCUUCCAGACUCCAGAAGGAGUUCCUGAACAAGUGCCCAUUCUGACAGUGUCAAACGCCCAGAGAGACUCUAUCACCCUGGUGUGGGCACCCCCCUUUGAGGCCAACGGCAUCCUUACAGGAUAUCUCCUGCAGUACCAACUCAUAAAUGAGACGUUGGCGGUGGGGGACAUGCAGGAGGUGAACGUCAGCAGUGCCGACACCACCCAGUGGCUCCUGCAGGGCCUGGGGGAGAUGAGCGAGUACAUGUUCUACCUGAGCGCCUGCACCAGGGUGGGUUGCGGACCCCAGCGCAUGGAGGAGGGUAGCAUGGUCACAGAAGCAAAUUUCUCCUCCACUCCAGCUGUGGCACCCACUGAGAGGAGGCAGAACUGCUCUCUCAUUCCUCCCAGCUCGAUUCCUGUGAAUGCAACUCUUUCCUCCUUAGUCCCAGCCCUGUUGAACAUAAGCUCCUAUGUGAGUGACACCUUUGCAAAAAUCAGCUGGACUGCCAGGGACGAGCAACAGGACUCUCAGCUUUAUGUCGCUUAUAUGAAUAACCGUGAAGGUAACUGGAGGAUUUCAGAAGCAGUAAACACUUCUAAGAAUUUCCACAUGAUUGAAGGGCUGGAGCCUGGGACGGUGUACACUGUGCGUCUCAUGGCUAAGUCAUGGCUCGAUAAUGCUAGUAUUUUCGAAGACAUUAUACAGACCAGAGUCAAAGGUUUGGCCAGUCUUCACGGGGGAGUUUCCACCCAGGGCUGGUUCAUCGGGAUGAUGUGCGCCAUGGCUCUCCUCACCCUCACCGUGCUCAUCGCAUGCUUCGUGACCCGCAACAAAGGUGGCAAAUAUGCAGUAAAGGAAAAGGAGGAUCUCCACCCUGAAGUUGAGUCCCAGGGCAUGAAUGAUGACAUAUUCUGUGAUUACAGAAAACCUUACAUGCAUGCGCUUUUCUUGGAUCAGCACAGAAAUGAAAGUUCCCAACAGUUUGCAGCUAAUGACAGCGAUGAAAACCCACUUAAGGCUAGCCAAUGUUCCCUGGACGGGGGCAUGGGACGGGACAGCGACCACGGGGACGAAGAAGAAUGUCAGUUCAACGAAGACGGCUCGUUUAUCGGUGAAUACUCUGGCCACAAAAACAGAGGCUCUGUAGGAGAGUCCAAUGGACCCAGCCCGGUCACUGCGUAAAGAGACAAAUGCUUCCUUUGGACUUCACUGAAAGGUGUGUCACAGCAAAGGGAAAUGAAUGGCAUCAUCUGAGUGAUGCAUGACGUUAAUCAGAAAUGUUAAAUUCCUGUCAAUCACAAUUGUCUAUGAUGCAUAUUUAUUUUGUACCUCCACAUUGUGAUGGAUUCAUUAGGAGUUAUUUCACAUUUUGUAGACAGGAUUGGACCACUGCAGUUUCAAUAUAAAUACACUAUAUAGAUCUUUAAAAGGGAAAGGUAGACAGCAGACACAUAUGGAUACUGCCAUAUUAACAUUUGAUAAGGUGUCAUUAAUAACGAAACAUGAUUUCUUCUGUUUUUACUUUCUCGAAAAGGUCCGAACAGCUAUGUGGCAUAAAUAUUCUUUAUACCAUGGCAUGGUUGAACACUUGUUUCUGAUUAGCUUGAAGGGCAUUCUAGAGUGUGUAUUAUGUAAGGCAUAAUCAAUGAGGGGCUAUGCGUUCUAUGGAAAAUAAUGAAUGGCGUGGACGGUGUGUUCCACAACGCACUAGUGGAGUGGAACUGACCUUCCACUGAGUUGCAUUAUAUUCCAGAGAACGCAUAGAGCCCCAAGUUGAUUAUCCCUUUU